UAAUUUUCUGAGUAGUAAUAAUGAUUAAUAAUACAUUAAUAAAAUCUUGAAAAUAUUUAAUUUAAAGCGUAAGGUAAACAUGAGCAAAGGGCAAAGGCAACGGGCAAACAGAAAACUUAGGACGCUCGCAUCGGCCAAUAAUCCUCCACAAUCGCAGUUAACGGAUGUCAUCUUCGAGACGUUCAACGCUCAUCAAUCUCAACAUCAGCCAGCAGAAUCAUCUAACGAGAAGAAACUUACAUUUUGGGAGAAGAAGAGGAAGGCGUUCGAAAAAUAUGGAGAAGCAGAUGUAGGGCCACAGGAAUCUUAUCGCUAUUUUUUACUGCACCGUCGACAACUCAACAAUGGCUCGAAGGAUGACAUGUGGGCGUCUAACUCGAAAGCAGCACAAAUAAGAGAGUCUAAAUUUCCGGAAAACUUGUUAGGGAAUUUCCCAGAACCUGUUUAUCCUCCCCUUUACUUAAAUGACAUGAAAAUAGUCAAUGAUGAUACAUCAUUCCAGUCAAUGAUGACACACUUAUGUAUGCAGACUCAAAUAAGCAUUGAUUUAGAAGGGAACGAUGACCACUCUUUUUUGGGGAUGACUGUCAUCAUACAAAUUGGGACAAAAGAUGUGGACUACAUUAUUGACGUGUUUCCUGUUGUGGAGUUGAUAAAGUCUUCGCUUAAAGAUUAUUUAGAAGAUACGAGCGCCGUCAAAUAUCUUUUUGGUGGAGAUAACGAUAUAAUUUGGCUCAAGAGGGAUUUCUUUAUCAACAUUGUAAAUGUCUUGGAUGUGCAGAUCCUGUUCCAGCUAGUCCUUCAAAAUUCUUUGUUUGACACCGUUACAAGAUCGGUACCAUUCGAAAAUAGAAAGAGAUGGUACCACAAUUACAUCGGAAGCAGAUCAAAGUUUACUACUGCUGAUGAGCAGCACCAAUGGGAAAAAGCUGCCGGAAGUCAACCAAUGACUUUUGAAAAAUUAUGCAACUUAUUUUACCCUGAAGUAGACAUCGAUAAGGAUGCACAAGUGGCGGACUUCAGGCCUAGAUCAGACCAUGACGUCGGGUACAAAAAGCUACUAAGAUAUGCAAGGGACGAUGUGCAUAUCCUUCUUAGAAUCGUCAUCAUCAUCAAAAGUCAUCUGGGAGGAGCAAUGGAAAGUUCAAUGUUGAACACCGCAUUUGACGCUACCAAGUCGAAACUAAACUCGAAGUACGCCAAGAGAGUCGAUCAAACAGGGCUUCAAUAUCUGAGCAGAAAGGAGGCAAUAUCCAUCAGUGGAGCUCAUCGUGACCUAUUUGCUACCGUUUAUGACUGGAGGAAUCACCACGCCUCCCUAAUUGAUGAGGCUCCACGAAGUAUGUUCACGGAAAUAAUGAUAAAAGGAUUAUUAGAAAACCCUCCAGCCAGCGCCCAGGAAAUUGAUGCUCGAGUCAGCGUGUCAAGGGGUCGUCUGGGAAAGCGCGUUCCAGAAUCGAUCGAGACUUGGAGGGACACACUUUUCAAGAUAAUCGUUCAAGGCCAGGCAUAUUAUGAUAAAAUCAUGCAAAUAAAAUGUCACAACUGUAGAGAAGUUAAGGGGCACGCGGCAUGGGGUUGUCCAGAUCCAUGGUCCACCCAAAGUACGAAAGAAAAUCUCAGAGAAGACGACGAAGCAAGAAGGAGACAGAACCACCGACGACAAAUCAACAAGCGUCGCAACGCUUCUGCCAAGACAGCCAAAAAUAACAAGUUAUGCCAUUAUCAUAUCCUAUUCGGCCUACACUACAACAUUUCAAUCUAUGUAUUAAUUAUUAUUAACGUAUUAAUUAUUAUUAUUACGCAUAAGUGAACAACGACCUAGGUCGUUAUUCACUUAUACUUGAAUUUUUUAUUAUUCAUUUUGAACAUUUAUUAAUUGCAAAUUAUAAUUAAUAAGUUUAUCUAUAAUAGAAUAUAAUAGAAUAUAUAUCUGAUAAA
Molecule: messenger RNA, 1941 nt
Organism: Folsomia candida
Lineage: Eukaryota; Metazoa; Arthropoda; Collembola; Entomobryomorpha; Isotomidae
Product: protein RRP6-like 2
Exons: 5
Coding region: 80-1813 (577 amino acids)
Biological process (GO): nuclear polyadenylation-dependent snoRNA catabolic process; nuclear polyadenylation-dependent antisense transcript catabolic process; exonucleolytic trimming to generate mature 3'-end of 5.8S rRNA from tricistronic rRNA transcript (SSU-rRNA, 5.8S rRNA, LSU-rRNA)
Cellular component (GO): nucleolus; nuclear exosome (RNase complex)
Molecular function (GO): 3'-5'-RNA exonuclease activity; nucleic acid binding
Source: RefSeq, a predicted model, not a curated record